Molecule: messenger RNA, 929 nt
Organism: Fusarium odoratissimum NRRL 54006
Lineage: Eukaryota; Fungi; Ascomycota; Sordariomycetes; Hypocreales; Nectriaceae
Exons: 3
Coding region: 1-660 (219 amino acids)
Source: RefSeq, a predicted model, not a curated record
AUGACUGAUGCUACCCUAAAGUUUGAGAAGAAUGUUGGUUCUUCGCUCCUAAAGGAGACAGAUAUCAUUCUCCGAAAGUCCAAUUUCCGCAGCCACCCAGAACCUUUGCCUGAAGCCGCUGAUCCGGAUGCCACCGAGGAAGAGAAUGAGGACGAGAAAGGCGAGCAUAAAGAGCAAGUUGACCAAAAAGAGCUCGAACGACCUGCUUCAGAGGAGUUCAAGGACGUUACAUCUUCGAUACAGAGCCGUGGUGAUCUGAAGAACCUGAAACCAUUUUACGAGCACGGGCAAAAUGUCGAACUGUGCUACCGCGUUUCAUCAGCGCACUUGAUGCUUGCGUCACCCGUCUUCAAGGCGAUGAUCGAUGGUCCAUUCAAAGAGAGCUGUCGCAACAAGUAUGGGCGCUUUGAAGCCAAGACUUUUGAGUAUAGCGCCGAAGCGCUGCUCAUCUUACUAGACAUUAUGCAUGGGCACCAUAGACGUGUCCCAAAGACCAUGGAGCUUAGUCUAUUGACGGAGAUGACUAUACUUGUUGACUACUACAUGUGCCAUGAGAUGGUGGAGAUGUUUGCUGAGAACUGGAUCGCCUCUGUCAUCCAGGAAGAUGAGAUAGAAGGAUCUGAUUACCAGGCGAAUAUAUCUCGACUGUUCAUCAGUUGAGUCUUUGAGAAGACCGAGUUGUUCAACUCUAUUGUUUAUUCAAUUCUUAAAUUGACCGCCAGGCCGAUACGAACAGACCUACCACUCCCUAGUACCAUUUUGGACUCACUAGAACAACGCAGACAGAGUCUCACGCAAAGGUUCCUGGACAAUCUUUACGGGCUACUCGAUUCGUUCUGGAGCAGUGACGGUGGCUGUCACACGGAGUGUACCGCCAUGAUGCUGGGGAUGCUAAUAAAGCAGAUGCUCAGCUUCGGCUUGGAGGUCCC